This is a messenger RNA of Penicillium taxi, 918 nucleotides long. Its product is annotated as oxidoreductase, short-chain dehydrogenase/reductase family. Lineage: Eukaryota; Fungi; Ascomycota; Eurotiomycetes; Eurotiales; Aspergillaceae. The coding region runs from base 1 to 918 and encodes 305 amino acids. The record is from RefSeq and is a predicted model, not a curated record. The transcript is spliced from 2 exons.
AUGUGUAAUCGUAACUUCAGCCCUAACCAGAUCCCAAAUCUUGCUGGAAAGGUUAUCUUUAUCACCGGAGGAACAAAUGGCCUGGGAGCACAAUCAGCUUUACAGCUGGCAAGACACGAUGCCGCCCAUAUCUACAUCAGUGGACGUAAUGAGAAAGGCGCAGAGAAAGUCAUCGAACAGAUCAAGGAAACCGGGACCAAAACAGAGGUUUCAUUCAUUAAAUGUGAUCUGGCAUCCCUUUCAUCCGUCAAAGAAGCAGCCGAGCGAUUCAUUUCUCAAGUCCCACGACUCGACAUUCUCAUGUGUAAUGCCGGCAUCAUGGCCACGCCACCCGGUCUUACAUCCGACGGUUACGAAGUGCAGUUUGGCACAAACUACGUGGGCCACGCACUCCUGAUCAAAAAGUUCCUUCCAUUGCUACAGAAAACAGCAAAGGAAGUUGGCGAUGUUCGCAUUUUGCUCCUUACCUCCGAAGCGCUGAAGAUGCACCCACGGGGUGGUAUCAUCUUUAGCGACCUUAAAACAGUCCAAUCUUUUGCUGUUGGAGGUUCUUGGCAGAGGUAUGGACAGAGUAAGCUGGCUGUUGCUCUCUAUGCACGCGAGCUAGCCCGUCGAUACCCUAGCAUUCUGUCGGUGUCUAUCCACCCCGGCAUCGUGGGUACAGAUCUAGUUGGCAAUUGUGGCGUUUUCAACAGGGUCUUUCUCUAUAUGCUGGCGGGUGGGAAGCUUCUUGCGCCAGAGCAUGGUGCAUAUACCCAAAUUUGGGCAGCUACGGUUCCUCGGGAAGAUAUAGAGAAUGGCCACUGGUAUGAACCUGUGGGUAAGUUGGCUGAUCAUAAGCUAGGUGGCAACAAGAAGAAUGAUGUACUUUCUGAGAGGCUGUGGAAUUGGACUAAGGAGGAAUUGGAGAGAUAUUAG